Messenger RNA from Parnassius mnemosyne (clouded apollo), 6978 nucleotides. The record is from the annotation of a GenBank genome assembly. Lineage: Eukaryota; Metazoa; Arthropoda; Insecta; Lepidoptera; Papilionidae.
AUGAAAGUAUUAAUAUUUUUCAUAAUUUUAGUUUUUGGAACCAACGUAGUUAAAACGUUGCAAAUAUUAAAUAAUACAAAGACUAAACUAGUAAAUAAAGAUGAUGGGAAAAGCAGCUUGGUGUUUGUGUUUGAUACGACUGGCUCCAUGUUUAAUGACCUGCGGCAGUUACGGGAAGGUGCUGAAAUGAUCUUGAAAACUGCAUUAGAAGAAAGCAAUAUUAUAGCCGACUUCGUGUUUGUGCCUUUUCACGAUCCUACGAUAGGCCCAGCAACCGUGACGAAAAAUAAGGACGUGUUCAAAGCUGCUCUCAAUAUUGUUCGUGUGCACGGUGGUGGUGAUUGUCCGGAAAAGUCAUUGGGUGGCAUCCACCUUGCUCUGAGCGUUAGCAGACCCAGGUCUUUUGUGUACGUGUUUACCGAUGCAACUGCUUCCGAUCAUAAGCUAGUCGGUAAGGUACUGGACGCUGUGCAGAGGAAGCAAAGUCAGGUGGUAUUCGUACUAACCGGACACUGCAAUGACUUAAAGAAGCCCUCCUACAAGGUGUACCAGCAGAUCGCUACGGCCAGCUCGGGUCAAGUCUUCAAUUUAAACAAGACAAAUGUCCACAAGGUGCUGGAAUUCGUAAGAAGUUCUAUAAGGGGAAGAAACGUAAAUCUGGGUUCCGCGGUACAUCCUGCUGGCUACAACUACACACAAGAGAUUCCAAUAGACAGUAGUCUGGGCGAAGUGACGGUAUCGGUGUCGGGCGCUAAACCCAAAAUUAAGGUGGUGAAUCCCAGCGGCAAGGAGCUGGUGGGACCGCCAAAGCUGAUCACCACUUUGGACUUGUCGGAGAUCAUGAUUGUGAAAGUCCUGGAACCAGAGCCCGGGAACUGGACGAUCACUGUGGGCAGCGAGAAGGACUACUCGGUGAAAGUGUCGGGUCUCUCAAACCUUACCUUUAAUCACGGCUUUUCCGUGGAGAAGCCCAAAUCAUUGGAGGAGACCAGUUACAGGCCUUUGCAAGGCACCUACAACCACAUGCUACUAUCGCUGACACUGACAGACGUGUCGAUCCUGAUCGACUAUGCGGAGAUACUCACAACGGAUGGGAAGACGAUGUUCGAGGUACCCGUGAGAGAAAUUGACAGCGGCAAAAAGUUGUUUCUGGCAAAUGCUUUCGUUCCGCCAGAUGACUUCUUCUAUAUUGCUAUCAACGGUCGCGAUCAGUACGGACAGGAGUUAAGAAGGAUUGGCGCAACAGCAGUCCAGGCAAAACCACCAGAUGCUCCAUAUUUGACUGCUCCAAAAAAGAUACAAGCCCGCGCCCACGAGAGGGUGGUUCUCAAAUGUUACGUGGAGAGCCUCGUGCCUGUUACUGCCAAGUGGACUAAGGAUUCUUCUCGUCUGCAGCGACAGACCACCAGUCUACAAAGCACGUCCAUAGAAUAUGUAAUAGAAGACAUGAGAGAGGGCUACGUCGGGAUGUACCAUUGUUCGGCUGAUAACGUAGCGGGACAUAGCAAGACCACUACCGAAGUCAGUCUUAUAGUGGACCCACCCCAGGUGACCGUCUUGCCAGUGAACGCGUCCCUGUCUGUGGGCGAGGACUUGACUAUAUCUUGUUCGGUAUUCAGCGAGGCGCUUCUAAUAAAAUGCCAGAUUGUUUUCACUGUCAACGACACUGUCAACGUGACAAACUUUCACGUGCACCCUACCAUGGACGGCUUCUAUACAUAUAACAAGACGAUUCCUAAUGUGAGCGAAAAGGAUCGAGGUGUUUACACUUGCAUCGCUGCGAACAGAGGUGGUCAAACAAAUCAAGCGACAUACAUAAACAUCGAAAGUGAACCACUUGCCCAAAUAAUCGGCCCGCACACAUUAAUUAGGCAAAUGCACACAGACGUGCAGCUUGUGUGCCACGUGGACAACGCGAAUUUGGUACAAUGGGUGGCACCCAAUGGCACAGUGGUUGAAGAACACGCAGUCAAUGGCAGUCACAAUGCGAUGCUCAAUGUCUACAAUGUUACCGAGGAAGGGACUUGGAGUUGUGUCGGAUUGAGGAAUACUCACAGAGCUUCUGACGCGGUUCUGUUAAACAUUUCAAUGAAACCAAAAGUUAGUAUCGAAGGAGAUAAAAACAUAACCGUAUUAAACGGCACAAUCCAGCAAAUUGUAUGCACGGUGGCUGCGAAACCCCAGCCUAGAAUUAUUUGGCACAAAGAAACAGAGGCUUUUCUUAAUAACACAAUAAUCCAAUUAGAGCCAACGCUCUAUAGGAGUGUGCUGACACUAUAUAGUGAUAAAGAAGAAGUUAACGGAACUUAUUUCUGUUUCGGAGAGAACUCUGCUGGCAUCGAUCAGGAUAGUGUCACUGUCAAUGUAAGGCGGAAGAUGGUACUACUAGAGAGCUUCACAGAUCAAUCAGUGGAACUGUACUCGCAGCUAGAUCUUCAUUGUCGAGUGGAUUGCCACCCGCCUGCGAAAAUAACGUGGCGUCACAACGGAACAGAACUGCGAAUAGACGAAAAUAUAAAUAUCUCUGAAGAUGGCAACACAGUGUACUUACAAAAAGUAGACUUUGCCAACCUAGGAUCUUACUCGUGUGUGAUGGACAAUGGCUAUGAAACUAUGGAAGUUAAAGGGAUGCUACAUGUUGCGGGGUUAGAAAGCCCAGUAUUGUCCAAGGAACCGUCGAGAAUUACGACGCAGAGGGGCAAAUCAGCGAUAAUAACAUGUAGGGUACUAAAAGGUAACCCGGAACCAAAAAUCAUAUGGGAACACCGAGGUGAAGAAACAGAAGAGUUUAAUGAUUUGGGGAGAAAUGUUAUUGUGAAUGAAGAGGGAUACGAAGUAACAGUACAGAACGCUAGUCUUGUUAAUGCUGGACUGUAUCGAUGUACCGCAGAAAAUGUCAUCGGGAAGGAUACUUAUGAGGCUUCGUUGAUUGUACAAUAUCCCCCAGAGUUAAAGGUAUCUUCUGAAACGAACCAAAGCAAUCAAUUAGAAGUAGAAGCUGGUACGAAAGUAGUGUUAAGUUGCGAAGUCGUAGGCAAUCCACCGCCUAUAGUGGUUUGGACUAAAAGAGAGAGACCUGUCACUUACUCUAAGAACGAAUACCUCACCGACACUAACGACUUGGUGAUAGAGAAUGCGACCGAAUUGCAUUCAGGAGUGUACAAUUGCAAUGCGACAAGUUCUUUAGGAUCUGUGCGAAGGAACUACACACUAGAUGUCUAUAUGAGGCCUGUAAUAGCCCAGUCAGAAAUGGAAACACCAGUAGAAACGGUAGAAGGCCAACUGGUAGAGCUUCCUUGCACUGUGCAAGGCGCACCUACACCUGAAGUGAUUUGGUUACAAAAUGGAAAUACUAUAACCGAGUCCAGGAAGUACAGGGACGAAUAUGGGCUAAGAUUUGUAGCGAACUUGACUGACUUUGGUGAAUACACGUGUAUCGCUAGAAAUGAUCACGGCGCUGCUAUGUUGAACUACACUGUUUAUAUUUGGGUGGUACCGUUUGUAGAGCCGCCUCUGCUUGAGGUAAAGAAUGUGGUGAUUGGCGACAACGUAACGCUGGAAUGCAAUGCGGUUGGAUUUCCUGUACCGGUUAUACUGUGGCAGUACAAAGGAGAGCUUUUGAAGGAAAAUACUACCAAUUUAAGUUUCAAUGACGUUGGUAAUUUAUACAUAAGUGACGCGAGCUCAAAGCACGAAGGGAUGUAUGAAUGUAUAGCCAAGAACUUUGCCGGGCUGGCAAGCAGGUCGAUCGUUCUCAAUGUGAAUGAACUACCAACUAUUCUGCGAGACAAUUACACGGGGCCGUACAUAGCGACGGUUUUAGACACGGCGAUGGCAAUCGCCUGUAAAACUGCAGGCAAACCUAAACCUUAUGUCGUAUGGAGGAAAGGCGAUUAUUAUCUUGAUAACGAUGAAAGAUACGACAUCGGUGUAGACGGAACUCUGACGAUCAGGUCGCCUUCAGAAGAACUCAGUGGGGAAUACACGUGUAUGGCCAAGAACAUUGUGGGUAACGCGAGCAAGACCGUCACUGUGGAAAUAUACUCCAUUCCCACACUAAUGCAGUCCGAGGAGUCACCGUCAGUGGUGGACGUGGUGGAGGGAACAAAUGCGACCAUCCACUGUCCCAUUCGCACCGCUCCUACCGACAUACUCAAAUGGUAUAAGGAAACGGAGCUGGUAUCGACCGGCAGUUUGCAGCUGCGGCCCGUGUCCCGUGCGCACGGCGGCGCGUACGCGUGCGCGGCGCGCAACGCGGCCGGCGCUCGCCACGCGCGCCUGCGCCUGCGCGUGCGCUGGCCGCCGCGCGACACGCACGCGCGCACGCAAUACAUCGAAGCUGUCAGCGGGGACGACCAGUACCUGGACUGCACCGUCGACGCGAACCCUAGCGUCAAGACGAAAUGGCUUUUCAAUUCCAAGUUGAUGCUAGGCGAGAAUAGAAGCCGCUUGAAGCUCAUGAACAUCCAGCUCCGGCACACCGGCGUAUACAAAUGCAUCGCCAGCAAUGAAUACGGAACGCUUGUGAAGGAGUUCACUUUGGAUGUUCUGGUUCCACCCUUUAUAUCGGAAUUCGAUGUUCUCGACGUUCAGCUGAAAGAAGGGACGAACGCUACCCUCGAAUGCAACGCCCGCGGCUACCCUAAGCCUGAUAUUACGUGGGAAUUCAAUAAUACAUCAUGGCAGCCUCAGAAUUCAACCAUAAUAAGUAGAAACGUAUCAAUUAAAUCGGAGGGCAUUUAUCGUUGCGAUGCGACUAAUAAGGCUGGGAAUGCCCGCUUGGUGUAUAGAGUAAGUGUGGUGGGAGGCGCGAAGAUAAAAGAGAUCACGUUGUUUAAUGGAAACGUGGGGACGACCGUGCUAGAGAAAGUUGAAAUUGUGCUUGGAUUACGUAUACGCAUUGCUUGUAAAGCGUUUGGAAAACCAGUUCCAAAAAUACAAUGGAUAAGAUAUGGCAAUAUUGUUGGUAAUAAUACCGCUGAUAUAAGUUACGCUGACUUGAUGAUGGAUGAAGUAGCAACUUCUGAUACUGGAACUUACUCGUGUGUUGCUUCAAACGAAUUCGGAGUGGAUGAGCGAAAAAUAAAAUUGGAUGUUUUAGAAUCUCCAAAAAUAUUCCAAUCACUAUUCCAAGACGACGAUAGUUCAGAUUCUGGAAACGUUGUAACCUUAGAAGUUGUAUCUGGUCAGUCUUUCUAUUUACACUGUCAUCCGUAUGGAAAUCCCUUACCGGAUAUAUACUGGUUUAAAGAUGACAUUCCAUUGAAGUUAUUCGAUGAAACGAUGGUGUCUACUGAUUUUGGUGAGAUAAUACAAUCACCUGCUGCCAAGUAUGAACAGUCGGGCAACUACACUUGUAUAGCAAGGAAUAAAGUUGGAGAGACUGGGCUCGUGUAUCUAGUUGAUAUUUUAGUUCCGCCACCACAGCCAAAGGAAAGCAUAAAAGAAGUAAACACUCGAAUUGGCAAACAAUUAAAUUUAACAUGUCCAGUAGAAGGAAGUCCUAUGCCUUAUGUGAUGUGGGUGAAGCAACCCUAUAUCGAGAUCAGUGAAGAGAUGCCAAGAGUUCAUUUGUUGAAUGACAACAUUACUCUUAUAAUAGACACAACAGAAAUAGCGGACAGCGGCAAUUAUUCUUGUGUAAUGACGAAUAAAGUUGGUGCUACCGAAGUCACUUUUAACGUUGUUAUCGAAAAGCCACCAGCAAUCGUCGGUAACACAGGAAACAACACAAUAGAAGAGCAUGUGGUUGCAUUAAGAAGGAGCUUUGUUUUGAACUGCAAUGUCGAUGGACACCCGCCACCCAAAAUUAAUUGGUUAAAGGACAUCCAACGUGUGAGCGAGGCAGACGUGCACGUCGAGUAUGUAGUGGGUGGCAGCGUGCUGGCGGUGUGGAGCGCGCGCGCGCGGCACGCCGGCCAGUACGUGUGCGUGGCGGAAAGUCAAGCCGGUGUCGACACCAGGCGAUACAACAUCCUCGUCAAAGUGCCUGGCAAAUGGAGUGCGUGGUCACAAUGGAGCUAUUGUAAUGUAACCUGUGGCUUGGGAUACCAAAACCGAUCGAGAUUUUGUCACUAUGUUGACGAAAACAACAAUACCAUCGAUACUACAUCUACCUCGGAAAAGCUCUUAUUAGAUGAGACAGCAUGCAAAGGUUCAACUAUUGACAGAAGGAAAUGUCAUAUGCCACCUUGUGAGGAGGAAGAAAGCUGGUCUGUUUGGUCACGCUGGUCGGCGUGUUCUGCGACGUGCGGCGCGGGCACGCAAGUGCGUCGCCGCCGCUGUCGUGUGCGAGGGCGCUGCCCGCCCAACGACGUGCAGAUUAGAAAAUGUCCAAACUUACCGAGAUGUGUUCUUGGGCAGCGGCAUGAUGAACUGUACAGCAGCCAGGAGAAUAAUGAAACUAGUAUCUACAUGCCCGAGGCAACUAUUGAGAUGCAGCCUGAAGAAAUAGACAACCGAAGAUCAUUGGAUUUUGAUGAAUUCAAUUCCCCCGCUCGUACGAAAUCUCAUAUUUACUUCGAAGUGAACGUGACUGAGAACUUGGACCACAGUGAGAGAGGACCGUGCAGAGCUGGAUUUCGAUACAACGCCAUUGACGACACAUGCGAAGACGUGGACGAGUGCUCGAUCGUGAACAACCGGUGCCACGCGACGCAGGUGUGCAGCAACGUGGCGGGCGCGUAUCGCUGCAGCUGCCCGCACGGCUUCGUGGCACUCGCCGCCGGACAGCGCUGCCUAGAUAUAAACGAGUGCGAGCAGGAGGUGCACGGGUGCGAGUUCGCGUGUGUGAACGUGGCAGGUGGGUACGUGUGCGCCUGCCCGCGACACCUGCGUCUGCACCGCGACCGACACCACUGUGUUACACCAUCGCUAUAUCCGAAACCUCUUCCAUAUUACGAGAAUUUUGAUUCCGAAGAUUAUAUGAAUGCCGCCUUCGACUUUCCAGCGAGGUACCCCAAGUACCCCCGAUACUAA